Papaver somniferum (opium poppy) is the source of this 510-nucleotide messenger RNA. RefSeq lists its product as uncharacterized. The record is from RefSeq and is a predicted model, not a curated record. The coding region runs from base 1 to 510 and encodes 169 amino acids. Gene Ontology annotation, molecular function: nucleic acid binding; RNA-DNA hybrid ribonuclease activity. NCBI's taxonomy places the organism in Eukaryota, Viridiplantae, Streptophyta, Magnoliopsida, Ranunculales, Papaveraceae. The transcript has a single exon.
AUGAAUGUUUCCACUGCUUUACAAAUGAAUUUUGUAUGCAACUUAAAGAUCAUGACAUCUAAUUUACAGAAAUGGGAAGCACCUGUUUUACAUCAGCUUAAAUUGAAUAUAGAUGCUUCUUGGCUAAAUGCUACUUCAAUAUCUGGUUAUGGUAUGAUUUUGAGAUCUGAUUCAGGUGAAGCUAUCACAACUAGAGCUGGGAAAGUCAAGGCAACCUGUCCUGAAGAAGCAGAAGCACUAACUCUGCUGGAAGCAGCUUCAUGGGCAAAGGAGAUGGACUUUCAAUCCUUUUGGAUUGAAGGAGACUGUCAUAGAAUCAUGGAUUUUGCAAAUAUUAAGCCAUCGUCAAUACAUUGGAGAAACCAAGCAAUAAUCUUUGAAGCAAAGAAACUGUUAGAGUCCUGUGGAAGCAACUUUUUGGGUUUCACUUUCAAGCAUAGAAGUAGUAAUAAAGUAACAGAUGUUCUAGCUAAGAAGGCAAGGAAUGAGGGAUAUCUGAAACAACAAUGA